This is a messenger RNA of Hyalella azteca, 1900 nucleotides long. RefSeq lists its product as uncharacterized. The coding region runs from base 137 to 1900 and encodes 587 amino acids. The transcript has 4 exons. The record is from RefSeq and is a predicted model, not a curated record. NCBI's taxonomy places the organism in Eukaryota, Metazoa, Arthropoda, Malacostraca, Amphipoda, Hyalellidae.
AGAACCAUCAAAUUAUGAUGUAACUCUAAUAUUUUCUUUUUUGUUUGAAAUAUUCAAAUCAAAAGUAUCAUACACACACAUUGGCCCUGUGAGAAGUCUCAGUCAACUAGAGUGCCUCCUGAAGGAGGCCAAAGACAUGAGAAAUGAUGUUAUGCAUAAAGUCGCUGUCAGUGCUGUUGACCCUACGAAGUUUGAUGAAAUCAUCAAAGUGAUGCAUGAUGUGAUAGAUGAAGCUGGCAAUGUGUGCAGCAUCCCUGCUGAUGAAGUUACAAGUGUCAAAACCCAGGUAGAUGGGAUGUGGGAUGAAGUGCGCACAGAUAAUGAAAAAGCUAAGGCUUAUUGUUGCUUUUUCCUGCAAACUUAUGGAAACAAAGAAGCCAAAGUCAUGUGGGAAGCGAUGUUUGCUGAAGAAACUCUACUCUUUGGUGAUGACAAAGUUGAAUGCUCAAAAGUUUUUUAUCCUCUGGAAUUGACACUAAAGAAAUCUAAAGAUCAACCUGAACGCAGGAUCUCCUACACUGAACUCCUAACCGGCAAUGAUAAGUUCAUAGUAGUCAUUGGUGACUCCGGGUAUGGGAAAUCCACUUUGGCCAAGAACUUGAUGAUACAGCACCAUGGUAUCUCAGAUGCAGAGGUAGAAAUGUUCAAUCUAAAGAAUCACAAUUUGUUGCUUUAUUUUGAAUGCAGGAAUGUUUCUACAAAAGAAUUUACUGAUGUAGUAAAGGAAAACUUUGGGAAAGUGUGCCAGAAACUUGGCUCUAAAACUGUCAUCAAAGGAAUCACUGAGUCUAACCCUUUGAUUCUCAUUGAUGGCUAUGAUGAAUGUCAUAAAGACUCGUAUGAGGUUGUGCAACAGAUGGUGAACAAAAUGAGGAACCAUGAGUGUCGUGUGAUCAUCACCACCAGGCCAAGUGGUGCUGAUGAGCUCAACGACUUUCUGAAGCGAGAAGGCGUGAAGUUCCAAGAGUAUGAGAUAUCAGAAAUUUGUGAUUUAGAUGAACAACUAAGAUUUCUGGAGAAGUAUGAAAAAUAUGUCACUCCACAUGCUGAGGAAGUUGUGAAGAGCUUCAGCUCUCUUGGAUGGAGCAUUCAAGAACUUUUUGUUCGUCCAAUUAAUUUGGUUCUCUUUUGUCACCUUGUCUGGAACUUCCCUGAAAGGAUAAAUAAUUUGAAAUCUCAUGCUGCUGUAGCUCGAGUCACGUAUGAUCUGUAUUUGAAAAUUAUUAAUUCUAAGCUGGCAAACAUGAAAAUUGUUGACAAAUCUGGCCUUAUCAUUUCUUUCCUCCAAGACUUGAGCAAUUUCUCCUUGAAAAUGAUUUGUGAAGGUCAUUUCGUUUUCUCUGAAAAGCAAGUUGCCGAUCUUAAAUGCAGUAUCAGAUCAAAACUCAAAGAAUAUGGGGUGCUUGGGACGCUUGAUCCUAAUGCACUUCUGGGUGUUGUCUUGAAAAUAAAACGUCCAAUGAAAAGUUUUGAGUCGUGCACAUAUUUCUUCCAUCACAAGAGCAUACAGGAACUGUUUGCUUCCAAGCCUGUCUUAAUGGAGCUCCGUAAGAAUAAUGCCUUACCGCCCAUCCUGAUGUCACAAAAAUUUGAUAUUUUCAAUCUGUCAGAAGUGCCCACAUAUGUGUUCAUGGAGCUGAGUGCUGCUGAGGAGUCCAUUGUCUUCUGGAAAAACUGGCCGCUCCUGUGUGAUGCUAUGGAACGCAUAGACAUGUAUGACUGGGAGCAAAUAUUGCUGAACUGUCGUGACUCGCAACAUAUUGCUGAAGCAAUUGCCGGAGUCUACUUGGCACACAGCAACAAAUGGAGCAUUGAUGCAGGCCACAAUGUUGAUGCCAUUGCGCUGCUGCUGCCCUACCAGCAGCCCGCCACGCUCAGUGACAUUCAAAGGAAUUCUUGA